Messenger RNA from Kazachstania africana CBS 2517, 771 nucleotides. It is a transcript of the gene ATO3, whose product is annotated as putative ammonium permease ATO3. The transcript has a single exon. The record is from RefSeq and is a predicted model, not a curated record. NCBI's taxonomy places the organism in Eukaryota, Fungi, Ascomycota, Saccharomycetes, Saccharomycetales, Saccharomycetaceae. The coding region runs from base 1 to 771 and encodes 256 amino acids. Gene Ontology annotation, molecular function: acetate transmembrane transporter activity. Gene Ontology annotation, cellular component: plasma membrane.
AUGUCCAGUUCGUCAUCUUCCUCGACUGUUGAAAAAUCAAAAUUUGAGACUACUAUCAUCCAAGAAGUCAGUUCACAUGGCGAUCUAAUCACUUUAGGUCCUCACACUUACAGACGUGAAGAACUUUUGAAUGUUUUAGAAUCUCAACAAAAACCAGUUUAUACUCCAUCCACUCAAAGAAAAUUAGCUAACCCAGUUCCAUUAGGUUUAGCAUCCUUCUCUUUAUCAUGUCUCGUUUUAUCCUUGGUUAAUGCUAACGUCCGUGGCGUCACCAACUGUAAAUUAUUAAUCAGUUUGUUCAUGUUCUUUGGUGGUGCUAUCGAAUUGUUCGCAGGUUUGCUAUGUUUUGUCACUGGUGACACUUACGCCAUGACUGUUUUCAGUUCUUUCGGUGGGUUCUGGAUCAGUUGGGGUUGUAUCAAUACCGAUCAAUUCCACAGUAUCUCCGCUUACGAUAGCGAUCCAGUCAUGUUAGCCAACAUUGAGGGUUUCUUCUUGGCAGGUUGGACUGUCUUCACAUUCCUUAUGUUAAUGUGUACCUUGAAGAGCACAUGGGGUCUAUUUCUUCUAUUGACUUUCUUAGAUUUAACUUUUCUUUUAUUGACUAUCGGUGUUUUCACUGGUAACAACAACGUCAGUAUGGCUGGUGGUUACUUCGGUAUUUUAGCAUCAUGCUGUGGUUGGUACUCACUUUAUUGUGCCGUUGUCACCCCAGAAAAUUCAUACUUGAACUUAGAUGCUCACGUCAUGCCUCAUUUCCCUACUGUUUAA